CGACGGCUUCCACGGGAGACCUCCACGGGUCGACACCUAAACCCGCGGUUCAAUCUGUCGAUUGAAGUGCAUCUGGACCGACGGCCCGCGGGAGUGCGUUCCCACGUCUUCCUCUGGUAGCAACAAAGUGCAUGACCCAUGCAUCUCUAUUUUGUGUCACAGGGUACAAAAAGCUCCGAUAUAACUCGCCACGGGCUAACAGUAUACAGUUUCCCCUCAGGACUAGGCUGGACGGGGUCCACUGGCCUUUUCACCAGCCCUACCCCAGUCUACCGUUAGGUCUAGACCUGAAACUUGGAUGCUGGCUCACGAGGAAGCCCGAAUGAGAGACUGUACUCUGUGACCUGUUGUCGGCUUCCGACACGACAGCAUGAUGUUCCGGAAGAAGAAAAGCCCUGCGCUUCAAAGACCAGCGCUCCCUUCGAACGAAGAAUUACAAGAUGACCUUAAAGCUUGCAUCUUCUCCCCUUGCGAAACUGCAGAUGUGUCUUCUGUUCCUCAGGGUGACAGUCACGAGAGGAGCAUUGGAGACGCUGCUGUUACCUUUGUCAAGUCCUGUGAUGCAAUGAAAAAGAACCUGGAGGUAUGCAAGGACCACUGCGACCAGUUAUUUGAGACUGCCUCAUCAGUGCAAGAGUACCUGGAAGCUGCUGUUGCCCUCACCAAGACUUAAUGUCCUUGACUCGAUGCCUGCCUUGGAUGGUCGAAGGUGUGAUGUAACUGUGCUGUUGCUGUGAUACACAAAUAUACCCAGCCCUAAUGCUACAGUUGUUACUUUUACGCAAAUAUAGCCAACCCAAAUGCUACAGUU
Molecule: messenger RNA, 811 nt
Organism: Darwinula stevensoni
Lineage: Eukaryota; Metazoa; Arthropoda; Ostracoda; Podocopida; Darwinulidae
Source: the annotation of a GenBank genome assembly